AUGGCUACAGGGAACAUUGGGAAGAAGCUGCAGUCAGAAAUAACUUGCCUUGUGUGCUUGGAGUACCUUGUACAACCGGUGACUCUUGACUGCGGGCACAACUUCUGCCAUGCCUGCAUUGUAAAGUACUGGGGGCAGAUUCCCGACCAGACGGCUUGCCCUCAGUGCAGAGUAGCAGUGCCUCGGUGGAAAUUUAAGCCAAAUGGGCAGCUGGCUACUGUUGUCCAGUUGAUCAGGCAGCUGAGUGAUCAGGUAAAGCAGAUGACAAGGACAAGCAAAACUUGUCAGGGACAUGAACCGGCAAUGUUGGUUUUUUGCAGAGAUGAUCUUGUCCCCAUUUGCUUACUUUGUGAUGGAUCUCAGGAGCACCAGACUCAUGAUGUUAUCCCUGUGGCACAAGCUGCUGAAGAGUACAAGAAUGUCGGAGGCGUCUUAGAACGGUAUACGAAAAAGAAGAAAUUUGAGAAUCCAGUCAGCUUUCCACCAGAGAUUAAACAUGAAAUCUGGGAAUUACAGGACUUCAGUGCUUUUCUGCCUGGUGCUGUGAAGCAAUUUGAGGAUUGUAUUAUGAAAUGCUGGAAAGAAUCUUCAUCAGAACUUGCUUGCCCUCAGUGCAAGCAUAUCGGCCAAAACAAGCCACUGGAAAAUGUGGUCGGAUUACUCAAGCAACUAAGAGCUCAAGCAGAAGGAGACACCAAAUGUUGUCAGAAACAUCAGGAGCGUUUGGAGCUGUUCUGUAAGAAUGACCAGGUCUUUGUCUGUUCAGUGUGUCGUGGAUCUGAGGAGCACCGGGAUCACACUGUCAUCCCUAUUGAAACAGCUGGUCUGGAGUUCAAG
This is a messenger RNA of Thamnophis sirtalis, 837 nucleotides long. The record is from RefSeq and is a predicted model, not a curated record. NCBI's taxonomy places the organism in Eukaryota, Metazoa, Chordata, Lepidosauria, Squamata, Natricidae.